AUGUCCGCCGCGGAUGCCCCCUCGAACGCCCCCGCCCCUGGCCCGGGGGUCGCUUUAGACGUCCACCCCAUCGUCCGCAACGCCCUGCGCAUCAGUCUGAGCGCCAAAGAAUACCGGGCGCUCCACGGCCUUUUGGGUACACGGGCCCCAGGUCUUCAGGAGGUCCUUCUUUCCCCAUCGCGCUAUGAUGCUAUUGUCUACUCAAAGAACCGACGCAACGAGGCAGCCGUCCGCACAUCGUUGCGAGUGUUUGUUUGCACCGGAGCCGCGUUGAAACUAGUGGAGAAGAUCAUACGUCGGAUACGCGGCGGUGCAGACCAGAAGAAAGCCCGCACCCCGCUCCUCCGCUCUCCCAACUUCCGCCUUUCCCUCUCUCUGUCGCUCCUGCUUCUGCUCCACCGUCUUCUCUAUCGCUUCCUCAUCCGGAUUCGAGUGAACCUGUGUACCGAUGAUGCCAAACUGUUUCGCGAGCGAAACCCGCGGAUCUCACGCGCGCUGACGUCACGCUUUGCCCCGGCCGUCGGUGCCAGCGCGGCGGGCUUCGCACUGGGGAUAUGCCCACAAGACCAGCUUCGGCUGACUGCGGCUAUCUACACGGGUACACGGAGUCUGGAGUUUCUCUAUAAUGUUAUGGACUUGAAGGGGUGGCUGGAUAACCGCCCAUGGUGGUUCGGCAGCUGGCUGCUGAUGCCGAUCUCGUGUGCACAGCUCUUCCAUGCCUUUGUGUUUGACCGCGAGAAUACACCUCAGUGGUUCGGUAAUGUCAUCCUGAGGCUCUCGCCGAGCUACAUCCCGGGGCGACCGGAGGCGCUGCCAGAGGGCAUCGCCUGGCCGGCGAAGGAACAGAUUGUGGACUCUCUGGCAUCCAUUGCGAAUCUACGCUGGCCGGCGUUCGUUUCUCCAAUCCUACACCCCUCCGACCCCAAUACCCUCCCAUUGUCGGUCAAGUCCAUCUCCCCGAUUACUGGGCCCGCACACCCCUCGAUCGCACACCUCUCCUGCGCGCUGCUUCACCCCAGUGUGCCCAGCUGCAGCACCGCGUUCCUGCACCACAUUCUCCUCUCGUCGAAGAGCAUCCUGGCUCGCCCCAUUACCUCCAUUAACAGCUUGUCUCGGAGGAUUAUUACGAUGACGGCCGUCCUCUCGGCGGCCGUCGGCUCUGCCUGGGGCAGCGUCUGCCUCCUGAAUAACACACUGCCCCGCUCGACCCUCCCGACCAAGCGUUUCCUCCUCAGCGGUGCACUCGGCGGUCUUCCAUUCGCGCUCCUAGCUAACAGCCGUAGCGUUUUUAUGUACUUCUUCCGCGCUGCGGUGGACUCGGCUUGGAAGACCGGUGUUAAGCACCGUUGGUGGAAGGGCGGCCGCGCCGUCGAGCUGUGGCUCUUCGUGUUAUCUUGGGCUCUGAUGGGCUCGAUCCUCGAGGCUCAUCCGUCGGCUGUUCAGGGUCGUGUUUUGCGAAAGGGGCUGGCAUGGCUGCGGGGUGAUGGUUUCGUCGACCUCGAGGAGAUUGGGCAGCGCAAGGCACGGCGGGCAUUGAAGAAGGCGGAGACCAAGGACGAAUAA
Messenger RNA from Penicillium canariense, 1563 nucleotides. RefSeq lists its product as uncharacterized. Bases 1 to 1563 code for a protein of 520 amino acids. NCBI's taxonomy places the organism in Eukaryota, Fungi, Ascomycota, Eurotiomycetes, Eurotiales, Aspergillaceae. The transcript has 5 exons. The record is from RefSeq and is a predicted model, not a curated record.